Oryzias melastigma (Indian medaka) is the source of this 427-nucleotide messenger RNA. Its product is annotated as solute carrier family 12 member 3-like. Bases 11 to 427 code for a protein of 138 amino acids. Gene Ontology annotation, cellular component: membrane. Lineage: Eukaryota; Metazoa; Chordata; Actinopteri; Beloniformes; Adrianichthyidae. Gene Ontology annotation, biological process: potassium ion homeostasis; sodium ion transmembrane transport; chloride ion homeostasis. The record is from RefSeq and is a predicted model, not a curated record. The transcript is spliced from 5 exons. Gene Ontology annotation, molecular function: sodium:potassium:chloride symporter activity.
AGACAUCGUCAUGGAGCAGGACAGAAAGACUCGACCAAACAACACCACAGACGUGUUGGUGAAGUGGCUUAACAAGAGGAAGGUGCGAUCCUUCUAUACUCCUUUCAGCGGAGAUAACCUGAGACUUGGAGCUCAUCAUCUGCUACAGGCUUCUGGACUCGGCAAGUUAAAACCCAACACUCUGGUUCUGGGCUUUAAGGCAAACUGGAGGGACAGCGCUCCAGAUACCAUCGAGGAUUAUAUUAACACCAUUUAUGAUUCCUUUGACUCCAAUUACUGUUUGUGCAUCUUGAGGAUGAUGGACGGCCUGGACGUCACUGCAGACUUGGAUUUUCAAGUGAACGAUGGCUUUGAAGCUGAUGAACCUGAAGAACCCGUGGAACACGAUGACCAGCAGAGUAAUGAUGAAGACCCAGGUGAGAGAUGA